This is a messenger RNA of Cottoperca gobio, 507 nucleotides long. Its product is annotated as bolA-like protein 2. The record is from RefSeq and is a predicted model, not a curated record. Lineage: Eukaryota; Metazoa; Chordata; Actinopteri; Perciformes; Bovichtidae. Gene Ontology annotation, molecular function: 2 iron, 2 sulfur cluster binding. Gene Ontology annotation, cellular component: cytosol; nucleus. Gene Ontology annotation, biological process: protein maturation; intracellular iron ion homeostasis. The transcript is spliced from 4 exons. Bases 21 to 281 code for a protein of 86 amino acids.
CCCACCCCUUCACCCAUGAUAUGGCUAUUACAGUUGAUCAAAUCCGGGACAAACUUAUCAAGGAGCUUGCGGCAGUACACGUGGAUGUGGAGGAUACAUCGCCCAACAGAUGUGCUGCCAGCUACAAAGUCCUGGUGGUGUCGUCCCAGUUCGAGGGCAAACCACUGUUACAAAGACACAGGCUGGUGAACACAUGCCUAGCCGAGGAGCUGAAAGAGAUCCACGCUUUUGAACAGAAAACCCUCACACCAGAACAGUGGGAGAAACAGAAAUCACAAUGAAACACACACACACACACACACACACACACACACACACACACACACACACACACACACACACACACACACCUUAUAUUACACUCACAACAGUUUGAAAGUGCUACUAUAAAACAGGCCUUAUACUUCUCUGAUAUGUAUAAAUAAUACAUACUCUCUGUAAAUCAGAAAUAUUGAUUUUAAAUGCAUUGAAAUGUUCUGGUGGCAAUUAAAACACUUGGAUACUGUA